CCCAAGCAAGAUGAGCUGUCAAAAAAAUUGCGGCUUUGCAAGCGUGUGGCGUGUUUUAAUAAAAAAUCUUUGAAUUACUUUCAUAAUGAACUGUUUGCAAAAUGUGAUUAUUUAUUGUGUAUUUUAAACAGUAAAGAUCAUAUUUGUAGACUCAUUGGUAGGAGUCUUAAUGUGCAUAUCUGCAAAAAUGGUGUCGAGCAGCAGUACUAGGGUGAUCCAAGUCACCAACAUCGCUCCUCAGGCGACCAAGGACCAAAUGCAAACUCUGUUUGGUUACCUGGGGAAGAUAGACGACAUCAGGUUGUAUCCCACAAUACGGGACGUAUCGUGUCCCGUGCAGUCCCGUAUAUGUUACGUGAAAUACUACGACUCGGCAACGGUGACGGUCGCGCAGCACAUGACCAACACGGUGUUCAUCGACCGCGCGCUGAUCGUCAUACCCAUGCAGUCGGGUGAGAUCCCCGACGAGCACAAGGCGCUGGAGAUGUCCAGCAACGGCACGCUGGUGCCGGGCCUCAACAAUGUGGAGCCGCGGCUCCCGGCGCACGUCGUCAACUCGCUGGAGGGCGUCCCGCCGAGCCAAGUCAUCCAGACGUACGAUCCUAAGCUGGCGGCGCUGGGGCUGCCGCCCUAUCCCCCCCUCCCUGCCGCGUACGACUCUCGCAAGAUUGAAGAGAUCAGGCGGACGCUGCUGCUCAUAGACGUGGGUGCCCUGACGUAUCAGCAAAUAAUAGACCACUUUUGCCAAGCGGGUGAAGUCAACUAUUUGCGUUUCUGUGACAGAGAUGUAGACCAACUGAAGUAUGCCCUCAUCGAGAUGACCGAACAAGAGGGUGUUUUAAAAGCGCUCCAGCUGAACGGAACCACUAUAGCGGGACAGAUCAUUCUGGUCCACCAUGCCACGCAAGCAAUAUGUAAGCCUCAGACUAAGAGCAAUGAAGCGGCGCAGAGGGAGAUAGAGGAGGCCAUGUGCAGGGUCAAGGAGGCACAGAACCUCAUCUCGGCUGCUAUUGAUCCUGUCAUUGGAAUGUUGUCUAAGGACAAGAGGAGAACCAGGUCCCGCUCCCGCUCCCGGCGCCGCUCCCGCUCCCGCUCGCGCCGCUCUCGCUCGCGACACCGCGGCAAGAGGUCGCGUUCGCGCUCGCGACACCGCUCUCGGCGCUCGCGCUCCCGACACAGACAUCGCACCAGAUCUCGUUCUCGUCACCGUAGCUCCCGUCGGUCCCGCUCCCGGUCGCGCCACCGCAGCUCGCGCUCCAAACGCGACCGCUCGCGCGACCGAGACCGCGACAAGAAAGACAAGAAAGAUUCCGGUGACAAGGACAAACGAGAUAAGGACCGAGACAAGGAUAAAGAUAAGGACAAAGAAAAGUCAAAGUCACCACCCAAAGAAGUUGAAAAGGAAGAACGCGAAGAAGUGUUACCCGAUAAACCUGAACAGGAGCUCAAUGGGACGAGCCUGGAGGUUAAAUCCAAAGCGUCUUCUCCAGUCGAUGAUAAAGAAAGAGAUUUAGACAAAGAGAAAGAAAAAGAAAAGGAGAAGGAUGUUAAGGAAAAGGAAAAAUCGCCCGCGAGGAAAAAGGAUCGAUCUCGUUCUAGAGAUCGUAAGCGCGAUCGCUCUCGUUCCAAGCGCAGAUCGCGGUCUCGGUCGCGAAGGAAACGAUCGCGGUCGCGCCGCAGGUCUCGCUCGAAGGACAGGAAGAGGACGCGCUCUCGCGACAGAAAGCGAUCGAGGUCGCGCGACCGAAAACGUUCCCGUUCGAGAGAUAGAAAGAGGUCCAGGUCGAGAGACAGGAAGCGGACUCGUUCGAGGGACAGGAAACGUUCUCGGUCGCGCGACCGGAAACGCUCGCGCUCGCACAGCCGACGCUCCAAGAGUCGCUCUCACAGGGACUCCAAAACGCCUCACGAGCGGAAGUCGCGAGACCGCUCCCCCCAUCUCCCCGUCGUUUUGGAGGAGAAAAACACCUCCUUGCUAGACAAUAAGCCCAUUGACAUUGCCGAUGAAAAGAACUCGCCAGACAAUAUGGACAUUUCUAAUUCACCAUAAAAAAAUAUUCAGUUUUAAUUUUUAAUUUGUAAAUGGGAUUUAUUAAUUAAUGAAAUAAUUGUUGUAUUUAAAGUUCUUUUUUUAUACUGUCCCCCGUGUAGUUUUACGUGUCGAUCAUGUCUCGUUUAGUUUUAAUAGUGAUAUGUUCUGAAUUGGUUGAUACUAGAUAAGUUAAGUGUAAUAAAGUAACUGAAUCUAA
Messenger RNA from Bicyclus anynana (squinting bush brown), 2249 nucleotides. RefSeq names its product probable splicing factor, arginine/serine-rich 7 (gene Srp54). Gene Ontology annotation, cellular component: nucleoplasm. The record is from RefSeq and is a predicted model, not a curated record. Lineage: Eukaryota; Metazoa; Arthropoda; Insecta; Lepidoptera; Nymphalidae. Gene Ontology annotation, molecular function: RNA binding. The transcript is spliced from 4 exons. Bases 170 to 2050 code for a protein of 626 amino acids.